AGUAAUCCCGAAAGGGUGCGCCUCCGUGUCCAGACGGAAUCGACCGCCACACGGUUCGUCGAAGGGCACGGCGGUGGGAGAAAGACCUGCCGCCUUCUCCUCCUCUAGCAGGCUGCGCAUACCAAUCUCCCACGGAGUCGUCAGCUUCUUGAUAGCGCCAUGCCCCCGAAAGAUCUUCCCGGCUUCUAUUACGACGUGGAGAAGAAUCGCUACUUCCCUAUCAAAGGUCCCAUUCCUGGCUCGAAGCGUCCGCUGGUUUCCUCCUCGGUUUCGUGUUCUUCAUCAAAACGGGCUACUAAUGGGGAGUUCUCCAAUUCAUAUCAGGAUCAUCAAAUGCACCAAGCGAGCCGAAGAAAGCUGUUAAAAUCUUCUGAGCUGCUUCAAAUUAGGGAGAUACAUGGUAGAUCUAUUGUUUCAAAUAAAUACAGAUGUAAUUUUGAACAAGAGUAUCAAAAGCUGCAAGCUAAAUAUCCCAUGGUGUGGAAAUAUCAAAACACGGUUGGUGUAUCCGAUGGUGCAUUGGAGCAACUACAUGGUAUUGUUCAAACACCCAAAGGUUUGCAGUUGCAAAAAAUUUUGACAAUGGGUAGUAUGACUGGUUACAUCAGUCUGUAUGAAGUUGCAACAGUCAGCCAAUAUUUUGAUUAUCGGUUUGAGUGCAUACCAAAGCCCAUUUGGUCUAUGAGAAAUCCCAAAACAUGUGACGAUUCUGGAAUUGCUGGUAUAUGGUGCUUGGCAGAGUCUCUUCCAGGUUUUUCAUCCAGUAUUUCCUGCAUAAAGAAGUUUAGUGGGAAUUUUUCUGAUACCACUCAGGAUGGUUCUUCCUUUCGCCAUGCUUUGUAUCCAAACCAACUUUUCUAUUUAUCGCAUUCUGUUUGUCUUAUCUGGUGUCCUUUUUUUCCCUACCCAAAAUUGUUAACUAUGAUCACAUUUGUGUUCCUUGACACUGCACAUGAUGACCACUUUUGGAUCAGGAGCAGCUGGUGGUUCUGUCUAUAUUCUGAAUCUACAUGAACCUCUAGAUUUAAUUUUAAGUUCUGGCAGCCUUUUUAGCCAUAUUUCACAGAUUGCAUCAUUCGAUCGCACAAUAUGGACUGCUGAUUGUAAUUCACAUGGGACACAAGCAGUGAUUGGUACUAAUCUUGGAGCUACUUUGAUAAACUUAGAAACCGAAGAGGUGUCAUGGUUCUACCGUAGUAGAAGUGAUGUCUUUUCGCAACAGUUUAUUCAUUCGGGAAAUGUUGUUCUAUGUGGGCAAAGAAAUGGAGCAGUUAUAUCAGUUGAUAUUCGGCAAAAACAAUCAAGGCAUAAGCUUGGUAGAAAUUUGAAUUCAUCUGAUGCUGUCUUCAUGUCUUCGGCUGUUUGCAGUUUGGUAGCACUUCAAUCAGAUGAUAACUAUUUUUUAGCUAGCUCCAUGGAUGGAUCUAUCAAACUCUUUGACUGCCGUCUUCUUCAAAGAGGAUCAGUCCAAUCUUACGCAGGACAUGUGAAUUCACACACCCGUUUACAACUUGGAGUGAACCCAUCUGAAACAUUUCUUAUAUCGGGUGGGGAGGACUGCUUUUUGCGCAUAUGGAGCAUCAAGAAUGGUGAGCUUAUAUUUGGGGAGAAAGUCUCGGACUCGAUACUCACAACGGUUUGCUGGCCAAAAACUGGAAAUGAGUUUGAUGGGAAACAAAAAUCACGUAAGCAAUUAGAGUGCUGCUCCGAGUAUUCAUAUUUUCCUACCCAUAGCUGGGGGACAUGGUUGGGAUCACCUGAUGGGCUAUUUUACAUGCAUGGAACUUGAUCUAACCAAAACAAAUAUAUGUGACUGGUACAUGGAAAUCUGCUGCCUUGUGGUAAGUGACACUUGGAGUAUACAAGUAUCGAUGUCAAGAUAUCUGCCAGAGACUGCAUCUUCCGCUGUUCCCAGUAAUGUAGUGCUGAUCCAGUCGGUAGGUUGGAUAGAAGUUGCUGUUCUCCAGUUUUUGGAAUUAUUGUAAAUGGUUUAUCUCUGUGUUGAUGGUUAACCCUUCUCUUUUGGAGCUAACCAUGCUAAAUCAUCCUCUUUAAGCAUCAUCAACCAUGUUAUAUUUGUAUAUUUUCUGUAUUAUAAACUUCAUUAGAGCUGA
Messenger RNA from Musa acuminata AAA Group (dessert banana), 2114 nucleotides. RefSeq lists its product as uncharacterized. Gene Ontology annotation, molecular function: protein binding. Lineage: Eukaryota; Viridiplantae; Streptophyta; Magnoliopsida; Zingiberales; Musaceae. Bases 953 to 1789 code for a protein of 278 amino acids. The record is from RefSeq and is a predicted model, not a curated record. The transcript has 12 exons.